AAGCACACGACAUACACGUGACUGUACUUUCACAACACGUACAAAAACUUUGCAUUGCCAUACUCAUGUGUGUUUUUUUGUUUAUUUUUUGUCAUUCAUGCACGACACGUUCUUUUUUUUAAUGUACAGGUUUACUGUACUUUGAUUUCAGUGCCUAUGAUUCCUAAGAAUCUGUGGCUCAUUUGCAAUUUGUGAAUAAACGCAUAAAGUUUAGUAUGUCGACUUAAGUAAAUGUAUUUUUAUAUCGUAGACUAUUCAGGAUGUUAGUAUUCAAAUUAUUUAUAUGUUUAAUGGUCAGUGUGUAUGCCGGUCCAGCUACUGAAAGUUUUAAAAAUCAAUAUUGUACUGAUCCGCGUACUAUGAAGAGACACACGGCGUAUACGGAGUGGGCGGACGCCUACUCUUGCACGAGACACCGUUGCCAACCUGGCGGGAGAAAUCUGGCUAUAUACACUGUCGGAUGCAAGCGUGUAGAGCCACCUGAGUCAGCAAUCGAAUGCGAGGAGGUCGUCGAAGAUACCAACAUGCAGUUCCCAUAUUGUUGUCCACGACUACGAUGCUUAGUGGUCGUCCGUGGCGAGGUGUGGACACGCGUGUUGGGUCAGCCCUGGGAAACGCUACCCGCCGCUGAACACGAAAUGUCUAUGGACGUAGAGAACGCAAAAGAACAAGACACAGAAAAGAAAGAGAGCAAGUCCCCGAACCUACAGGCGCUGGUGGACGCCAUCGGCAGCAGGAUGCGGGACAUCGAGAACGUGGUGCAGAGGAUGAGCCAGAAGGUGCACAGGAACAAGCCGCAGUCCGACAUAGGCAAUAGCAUGAACAGUAUCGAGAGGAGGUCUGAAGAUAUACAAACUCGUAAAGGCUUAAGUCAAGACAUUAAAGAGCACGACCACGAAAUCGUCCUUUCUAAAAAUCAGUAUUCAAACAGCGAAUCUUUUAAACGUUUCAAAUCUCCGUCUAUUUAUAACAGAGUCAAACAUAUGCACGGCACAACAGAGCCCAAUAGCGAUGUGCCCUUGUACGUAGAGGAUACCAACUUAAACGGAUACUUCAGUGACGUCAGCAACAGUAUACUGCGGAGAGUCGGACUGCCUAAAGAACCUAUCGCAACAUACAUGGCUCCAGUUGAAAAUCGGGUAAAACCUCAAGUUCAUACAAUAGUCGUCAGUUCAGGAGAAAUAGAGAAGUCAAAGAAGAAGAAGCGAACUCACAAAAAGAAGAAAGUAAAUAAAAUCCACAAGAAACAUCACUUGAAAGAAGAAAAGAAAAAACAUUUCAACAGAAAGAAAUCGUCUGAAAUAGAGAAGAAUGUUGUAUCACUUGAAGAUAGCAGUUCUGUUACUUCUUAA
Molecule: messenger RNA, 1352 nt
Organism: Papilio polytes (common Mormon)
Lineage: Eukaryota; Metazoa; Arthropoda; Insecta; Lepidoptera; Papilionidae
Exons: 9
Coding region: 261-1352 (363 amino acids)
Source: RefSeq, a predicted model, not a curated record